AUGAAGUACUCCGACCCCAUCACCCAAGUCAUCAUUGUGGGCUUUAUCUGCUUCUGCUGCCCCGGUAUGUUCAACGCCUUGAACGGCGCUGGUUCGUACGGUCUUGAGCCCAAGGAUUCCGAUGUCGGAAACAAGGCCUCAACCGCCCUGUCCUGCAUGUUCGCUUUCUCCUCCCUCUUCGCCGGUGCUCUCUUCAACAUCUUCGGUCAUCGUGUUCUCCUCAUCCUCGGUGGUUUGACCUACACCCUCUAUGUCGGCUCUUACCUCACCUACCACUUCGUCCAGUCCCUCGCCUUCGUCGUCGUCUCCUCUUGCUUGCUCGGUAUUGGUGCCGGUUGGUUGUGGACUGCCCAGGGUGCCGUCAUGAUGGGUUACCCCGAGGAGGGUGAGAAGGGUCGCUUCUUCUCGAUCUUCUGGACCAUCUUCAACUGCGGUGGUGUCAUUGGAUGCAUCAUCCCCCUCGCCAUCCAGUGGAACGACCCCAAGGCCAACGGUGCCUCGACUGCCUCCUAUGCCGCCUUCAUGACUUUGAUGACCAUUGGUGCCCUCGGCUCCGUUGCUUUGUUGCCCACCAACAAGGUUUUCCGCAAGGAUGGUUCCCCCGUCGUCAAGGUCGCCUAUGCCAACCCCACUGGCGAGUUCCUUGCUGUCAUCAAGCUCUUCGGUGACUGGCGCAUGUUGUGCUUGGUUCCCAUGUUCUUCUCCUCCAACUGGUUCUAUACCUACCAGUUCAACGCUGUCAACGCCUUCAACUUCUCCAUCCGUACUCGCUCAUUGAACUCCAUGUUCUACUGGUUGGCUCAGAUCAUCGGUUCCAUCCUCUACGGUUCUUUCUUGGACAAGAAGGAGUGGACCCGUACCACCCGUGCUCGCUAUGGUCUCUUCUUGUUGGCCGGUGUCCUCACUGCUACCUACGUCGGUGGGUUCAUCUACCAGUCCAAGAUUGGCCCCAAGGGAUUUGUUAUCGACAAAACUGGUGAGGCUAUCAAGGACCCUGAUUCCUGGGUUAUCUACGAUCUCGUUGAGAACACCUCCGAAUGGAUUGGACCAUUCUUCCUCUACUUCAUGUACGGAAUCACCGAUGCCAUGUACCAGGGAUUCUCGUACUGGGUCAUGGGUGCUCUCACCAACGAUACCAACACCGCUGCCAAGUACGCUGGUUUCUACAAGUUCGUCCAGAACUUGGGUGGUAUCCUCGCCCCCAUUGUUCAGACCUCCACCAUCGGUAACGGUCCCUCUGCCGGUCACAACGCCCGCAACGUCACCGGCCAGGGUAUGGGCGAGCUCAUCGUCUGCGUUGUCCUCAUCUUUGUCGGUGUCCUCGGUGCCAUCCCUGUCGUCUUCAAGGCCAUCAAGGAUACCACCGUCGAGGAAGGCGAGGUCGCCUCCGAGAAGACCGAGAUCGCUUAUGAUGAUGUCAAGGCUUAA
Messenger RNA from Linnemannia hyalina, 1428 nucleotides. The record is from the annotation of a GenBank genome assembly. Lineage: Eukaryota; Fungi; Mortierellomycota; Mortierellomycetes; Mortierellales; Mortierellaceae.